GCCCAGAGAUCCAGGAUUCCAGGAGGCUUUUAUUGGUUGAAUGCAGUGGGAGGAUCACACCUGGAAGGAGGGACGGAGGUCCUACUCAUGGCAGUACCUGAAGCAGGAAAGCCUGGACAAGAAGAGGAAGGAGUUUGACACCAAUGGCUGGGCCCUGCUGAGCAAGAAGAGCCAGGAGAUCCCCCAGCAGAUGAACGGCAGCGACUGCGGGAUGUUCGCCUGCAAAUACGCCGACUGCAUCACCAAAGACAAACCCAUCAACUUCACCCAGCAACACAUGCCCUACUUCAGGAAGAGGAUGGCCUGGGAGAUCCUGCACAGGAAACUCUUAUGAUGCCAGCGGGGAGAACCACGGGAUGGGAUCCGAAGUGCCCGGAUUUGCCCUGGAGAAGCAGCUCCAGCCCCUUCCUGGGGGGGCUCCAGGACGACGCAGGGGAACCAAACCCCGGCUCCUGUCCCUGCUCCAAGGGCACAGGAAUGUUUGGAAGCACACUUGGGGGGGGUUUUUUUGGGGAGUUGUUUCUUUUUUUUCCUUUUUUUUUUUUUUUUUUUUGUACGACUUUUCGGGUGCUGGGACUCGGGGGCAGCUCGGAGCAUCCCAGGGGUUUGGGUUUUUCCUGCUUGGAGGCUGGAAUUUCGGGAAGGGGAAGGUGCUCCCGUUGCUCUGGGGGGGCUCUGUGAGCUUUGC
Corapipo altera (White-ruffed manakin) is the source of this 688-nucleotide messenger RNA. RefSeq names its product sentrin-specific protease 1-like. Gene Ontology annotation, molecular function: deSUMOylase activity. The transcript has 5 exons. Gene Ontology annotation, cellular component: nucleus. The coding region runs from base 41 to 334 and encodes 97 amino acids. The record is from RefSeq and is a predicted model, not a curated record. Gene Ontology annotation, biological process: protein desumoylation. NCBI's taxonomy places the organism in Eukaryota, Metazoa, Chordata, Aves, Passeriformes, Pipridae.